Molecule: messenger RNA, 3639 nt
Organism: Blumeria graminis f. sp. triticale
Lineage: Eukaryota; Fungi; Ascomycota; Leotiomycetes; Helotiales; Erysiphaceae
Source: the annotation of a GenBank genome assembly
AUGACCUCAGUGAACAAUGGUCAACAGCUCAAAUUUGAGGCAAACCGAAACGGAAGCGUGCCUAAGCCUAAAGUUAUUAGCAAACGAUUUUCCGACAUACCCUCGGCGAUUGAUAUACCAGUUCAAGGCGAAGAUGAUGAUCAAGCUGUCGAGGUCGACCUUGAAGACCUCUUAGAUGAUCCGACCGAGCUCUGUACCCUUCUAGAGAAUGAGGGUGCUGCGCGAACGUAUUGGAUGACAGUAUCACUAGCAUAUGCCAAACAAAAGAAAGUCGAUCAUGCCAUCGAAAUUCUAUUAAAGGGCGGCCAAACCUCCCUAGGUGGAAACAAAGAUAAACUUAGCAUGCUUACUUGCCUUUGCUGGAUGUACUUAUGGAAAAGUCGAGAAGCUCCUAGAGUAGCACCAGAAGAUAGUACAGCUAACUCAUCUGUAAAAAAUAAGGAAUUCUAUCUUCAACUGUCUACAUCAACAUUAAAUGAAGCCUCUCGUAUUGAUGCAGCAUUUCCGCCAUUAUUUCUUGCUCGUGGCGUUCUUCUAUUACUAAAAGCUUCAUUACAGCCACCCUCAAAACCUGCUGCAAAUGGCACCGUACCAACAGAUAAAGUAGAAAUUUUACGCGCAUCGCUUAAAUCGUUUGAAGAUUCAAUUCGGGCCUCCCAGGGUAAAAAUAUGGUUGCGCUAAUGGGAAAAGCAAGGGCGUUAUAUUCUCUAGGAAAGUUCGCCGACUCAUUGGAGGCAUAUCAGGAGGUACUUCAAAGAAUGCCAGAUUUUAUCGACCCGGAUCCACGAAUAGGAAUCGGAUGUUGUUUUUGGCAGCUUGAUUUCAAAGAGGAUGCUAAAAUUGCUUGGGAACGCGUCUUGGAAAUAAAUCCUGAUUCAAAGAUCGCAAAUAUUCUUCUAGGCCUCUUUUAUCUCGAUGCUAGUGCACAUGUUCCUAUAAAUAGUGCUGAAUUUGUUCGACUCUACAAAAAAGCAAUGACAGAGUAUACCCAAAAAGCUUUCAAGAAGGACAAAAAUCUUCCAUUAACAUGUGCAACAUUUGCUGGAUAUUUCUUAUCGCGAAAGUCUUUAUCGAACGUUGAAACUCUUGCGCACAAAGCAAUUCAAAAUACAGAUGUCAAUGCUAUUGCAAGCGAUGGCUGGUACCUUUUAGCUAGAAAGGAACAUUACAGCAAAGUACUUGAUAAGGCUACCGACUACUAUCGGCGUGCUGACGAAGCUAGAGGUGGAACAGAUCGCGGCUAUCUACCUGCAAAGUUCGGCGCUGCCCAAUUGUCGGUAUCUAAAGGCGAUCUAGGUGAAGCGAAAUUGAGGCUAGAGAAAAUCAUACAGCAAACUAAAAACAUAGAAGCUAUGAUCCUUUUAGGGACAAUUUACGCUGAAGAAGCAUUCAAAGGUCCAAAACCGAACUCAAAAGACGACAAGUCAUCCGAAUUCAAGAAGGCCACUGGAUAUCUUGAGAGUGUCAGAUCAGCCUGGAAAGAUCCAAAAAAAAAUCUAAUACCAAAUACAUCUGUCCUCCUUAACCUUGCACGACUAUACGAAACAGAUCAACCAGAGAAAAGUCUGCAAUGUUUACAACAGGUAGAACAAAUCGAGUACGACCAAGUUCCCGAGGAAGAGCGUCCCAAAAACCCGGACGAGGAAGUCACCUUCAGGAUAAACUUAAGAGAAAAUCUUCCCCCACAACUGCUAAAUAAUAUGGGCUGCUUCUAUUAUCAGUCUGACAAAAAAGAGUUAGCCCGUGACAUGUUUCAGUCCGCCUUAAAUGCUUGCGUCAAGGCUGAGGAAAAACGCGAUGAUAUAGAUACUGAUGCCCUCGUAACUACAAUCAGUUACAAUCUUGGGAGAACCCUUGAGACAAUGAAUCAGCUUGACGAAGCAAAAGCUGUAUUUCAAGGCUUACUGCGUCGUCACGGUGAUUAUACUGAUGCCAGGACGCGAAUGGCAUACAUUGCCCUCUGUCAAAACCCAACCUCAGAGGGCCCCAAAGCAGUCGCAUCUCUCUAUCAAAGUUCAUCAGCUGACCUUGAAGUCAGAGCUCUUUAUGGAUGGUACCUCGGAAAACUUCAUUCUCGAAAGCGUAACAGCAACAUUACUGAGGAUUCCGAAUUACGUCACUACAAACACACACUACAAAAUUAUGAUAAACACGAUAGAUAUGCGUUGAUAGGGAUGGGGAAUAUCUAUCUAGCCGCCGCUCGCGAAAUGCGCCGUGAGACUGACCAAGAAAAACAGAAGCGCAGUAGUUUAUACACCAAAGCAGUCGAAUUUUUUGACAAAGCUCUGCAACUUGAUCCCAAGAAUGCAUACGCAGCUCAGGGAAUAGCUAUUGCUCUUGUUGAAGAUAAGAAAGACUUCAAAACAGCACUAGGAAUUUUUAUCAAGGUUCGCGAAACAGUCAAGGAUCCUAACAUAUACAUCAACUUGGGUCACAUCUUCGCUGAAUUGAAGCAGUGGAACAAAGCUAUUGAGCACUAUGAAAUUGCAAUGCACAAGGAACGGUCUCGUGAUCCUCAAGUGUUGGCUUGCUUAGGGCGAACGUGGCUAUCCAGGGCGAGAGCAGAAAAAAUGUCUCUGAGUGGGUUGAAGAGCGCUCUAGAAUAUUCACAAAAGUCGCUAGAGGUGGCACCUAAUCAAAUUCAUUUCAAGUUUAAUGUUGCAUUCAUUCAGAUGGCUAUUGGGACAGCUGUACAUGGGCUAAAAGAGGGCCAGAGAACUUUGGCUCAGGUUGAGGAAGCAGCUGCAGGGGUCGAGGAAGCCAUCAAAAACCUAGAUGAGAUCGCCAAUCAUCCUCAGACACCGUAUCCGAAGCACGAUAUUGAACAACGUGCCAACAUGGGUAGGAAUACUGUUCGCAAUCAAUUGAGCCGCGCACUUCAAAACCAAAGAGAGUAUGAGGAGAAGAAUGCCGAAAAGCUACAAGCAGCCAAGCAAGCACGAGAUGAUGAGUUACGGAAACGAGAGUUGCAAAAAUUAGCAAUUCAGAAAGCUGAACAAGAGCGAAAGCUCAAGAUUGCCAAAGAACGGCACGAAAUUGCUGAGCGUGAUCGACAGUUAGCAGAAGCUCGGGCAGAGGAGGAGAGAAAUCGUGAAGCUGCUGAACUCACUACGGAUAGCGAAACAGGAGAGAGAAUAAAGAGACGGAAAAAGCCCCGUGCUGGAGGCAUGGGCGGAAAGCGGAAGAAAAAGAACGAUCACGGUGCAUCAAACGAGGAAGAAAGCGGGGCCGAGCCGCCUAGGCGCCCACGUAAGACAGGAAAAUUGGCAGCAAGUGGGGCUGAUAGUGAGGAUGAUAAGCCCAAGAAGAAGCGUCGGCUUGCCAACAAGAAAAUCGCUGAAAAAUCUGGCAAAUUCAAGAGUAACGAGAUUGUGGUCGAAAGUGAAAGUGAAGAAGAGAUCAGGGCCACAGACUUUGACAAGGAAACAGAUGGCGUCUCCGGUCAAACUCCGACUCCUACCAAUAUGGAAAUCGACGAAGGAGUAUCAGAUGAAGAUGAAGAUUCUUUAACGGUGGCUACCCAGAGGAAAAAUCGUCGUACGGCUCGAUUUCUCGAUUCCGAUGACGCGGAAUCGGAGGUUGAUGGGAAUGAAGCGGCGCCGCCUUUGACCGGGGCAUCCGACGAAGAUGAUGACUAG